Molecule: messenger RNA, 2385 nt
Organism: Lytechinus variegatus (green sea urchin)
Lineage: Eukaryota; Metazoa; Echinodermata; Echinoidea; Temnopleuroida; Toxopneustidae
Product: hepatocyte nuclear factor 4-alpha-like
Exons: 2
Coding region: 120-503 (127 amino acids)
Biological process (GO): regulation of transcription by RNA polymerase II; hormone-mediated signaling pathway; tissue development
Cellular component (GO): RNA polymerase II transcription regulator complex
Molecular function (GO): RNA polymerase II cis-regulatory region sequence-specific DNA binding; nuclear receptor activity
Source: RefSeq, a predicted model, not a curated record
GUGACCGCUCUGUCCUCCUAAAAGCAAACUGGCUACAGGUACUCAUCUUAACUCUAUGUUUCCGUUGCCAUGACAAUGAAGGUCAUCUCAUCCUGCCAGAUAGGUCAAGAUGUGACUUGAUGUCGAUGGUCAAUUCAGUAGCGAUCCUGGACAUCGUGCGGAGGAUGAAGCAGCUGGCCCAGAAGUUCCAAGCUCUGAAGACAACGCAAGAUGAAUACUUCUACCUCAAACUUCUUAUUCUUCUAAACCCAGAUGCGAAAAACCUCUCCCAGCCAUCAAGGGUACGCAGUUACCAGGAAAGAGUCCAGGAGAAUCUCUUUGACCUUGGCAUGGCAAGGGAAGGCAUCUCUGCAGGCAUGAAGAUAGGAGAGCUCCUCCUCAAGCUCUCAGAGCUUGAACGUCUCUCCCAUCUCAUCAAGGAGCACUUGGUCUUUACACAGGUUGCGGGACAGCUUGGUCCUAGGAACUACUCAAACCUAGAGAAUAUGCUGGAAGACGACUAGAGAAAUAGACACCUAUUGCAUCUCAUCAAGGACCAUUUGGUAUUUACUCAGGUUGCUGGUCAGCUUGGUCUCAGGAAUUACUUGAUCCUAGAGAACAUGCCGGAAGAUGACUAGAGGAUCCUUUGCGGACCUCUCUUGUGACUUUUCCAAUCAAGGACUUCGUUCAGUUUUCAGUAGGUACUCCAACCUAAAAGCGUAAUGGAGAAUACCGGUAUGCUUGUAUAUUUCUUCAAAGAUCAGUGUUAUGAUUUAAUGUUGGGGAAAAGUACAUGUAUGUAGAUACUUUGAACUACUGUAUUAAACCCAAGUAUUUACAUUGUAUGCAUGACAAUAUCAAGAGAAUAUUAUUUACCAUAGGAUAUGUGUGCAGUUUCUUUUCAUCAAUCUCUAACACCAAGGGAUUUGCAUAAUGCUGCUUACAAAUGUAGUUAUACAAAUGACUUGACUGUAGGAAUGUACCAACAUGUACAGCUAAAACUACCUGACAUUCCAGCAAAUAUAACUGUAUUUCAAAUAAUUUCAUUAAGAUUGUGACGAAAGCAAUGCAAGUGUACUCUGCAAGCGACCUGUGGGUAGCAAACAAAGUCACCCAUAAGUUGCACGCAAGACUUGCACGGAAAGAUGUGACAGACCCUUAAUAGACACUCAGAUCUUUGAUAAUGGGGUACAACUACAAGUGAGCUUUGUUUCAUGGUAGCUUGUACACAUGCAUAGACAUACAUGAAUAUGUUUUACUAAUAUAGAAUAUAUCAUUGAUUGACUUCAUCUUUCUGGGAGAGAACAUUUACAUUUGGAUCUUUAUCGUUGGAACAGUAUUCUUGUUUCCACACAAAGUGCCUGAAUUAUUGGCUUGGGACUUUGAUAUGCAGUCAAUUUUCAAGGCCGAACCGUUCUGUGAAAUUGUCGAUAUUCCUGCAUUAGAAAUGAUAUGGAAAUGGUUUGAAAUUCAACAGAUGGUUGGUCUCCUUUCCCUUAAUCAAUACGGUAUUCACAUUAGAUGGACACCUGCUUACUCUUUGAACAAUGCAUGUUUUGGGUUUUUGUUGUUGUGUUUUUGUCAAUAUGCUUGUAACAUAUGUGUAUACAUACAGGUAUCUCUAUCAGGGAUGCUGCUUCCUUUCAGUUUAGUCUGAAUUCAGACUUUCUCAACAUAUUAUUGGCCAUAGAAACACCCUUUUUAUGUAGGAAAAGGUUUAUUGUAGAUGAUUUUAACACCUUUUUAUACGCCUGCCUAGACGAGACAUACAUGUAUAUUGGUAUCACGCUUGGUGCCCAUCUGUCUGUCCAUUUGUAACUAUUCCUUGUAAACAUGAUAACUUCAAUUUAACAUAACCUAGGUUCGUAAAAUUUGGUUUGUAUGAUACUAGACUUUUUAUUUUUGGGUCAAAGAUCAAGGUCACAGUGACAUGUUUUCAUUUUACCCUUCUGAAGUCCUUGUAAAUGCGAUAACUAAGCUAGGCUCAUAUAAUUUGGUGUGUAUGAUACUAGAAUGGAUCUCAGGCAGCCUAUUGAUUUUGAGCUCAAGGUUCAAAGGUCAAGGUCACAGUGACAUGUUUCAUCUUACCCUUCUGAAGUCCUUGUAAACAUGAUAACUUUAGUUUAACUUUACCUAGGCUCAUGUAAUUUGGUGUGUAUGAUACUAGCAUGGAUCCCGGGAAGUCUUUUGAUUGUGAGGUCAAAAGGUCAAGGUCACAAUGACAUGCUUUCAUCUUGCCCUUCUGAAGUCCCUGUAAAUGCGAUAACUUCAGAUUAACUUUAAUAACCUAGGCUCAUAAUUUGGUGUGCAUGAAACUAGCAUGAAUCCCAGAAAUUCUCAUGAUUUUGAGGUCAAAAGGUCAAGUCGCCACCUUCAACUUUUCUUGCUCGACCAAUAACUCCAUUU